Molecule: messenger RNA, 491 nt
Organism: Bombus pascuorum
Lineage: Eukaryota; Metazoa; Arthropoda; Insecta; Hymenoptera; Apidae
Product: histone H3
Exons: 1
Coding region: 29-439 (136 amino acids)
Cellular component (GO): nucleosome
Molecular function (GO): protein heterodimerization activity; structural constituent of chromatin; DNA binding
Source: RefSeq, a predicted model, not a curated record
UCUCUAUAUCCUCCUGUGAUUUGAAAAAAUGGCUCGUACCAAACAGACUGCUCGUAAGUCGACUGGUGGAAAGGCUCCACGUAAGCAGUUGGCCACCAAGGCUGCUCGUAAGAGUGCCCCGGCUACCGGUGGAGUGAAGAAACCUCAUCGCUACAGACCUGGAACUGUCGCUCUUCGUGAAAUCCGAAGAUACCAAAAGAGCACCGAACUGCUGAUCAGAAAAUUACCAUUCCAACGUCUGGUUCGUGAAAUCGCUCAAGAUUUCAAGACCGAUCUGAGAUUCCAGAGCUCCGCUGUCAUGGCUUUGCAAGAAGCUAGCGAAGCUUAUCUCGUUGGUCUUUUCGAAGAUACCAACCUGUGCGCAAUCCAUGCUAAACGUGUUACCAUUAUGCCAAAAGACAUUCAGUUGGCCCGCCGUAUUCGAGGAGAGAGAGCCUAAAUAGCUUAUCUUUUCUUUUUCUAUAAACAAUCGGCCCUUUUUAGGGCCAAAA